Messenger RNA from Aspergillus heteromorphus CBS 117.55, 417 nucleotides. RefSeq lists its product as uncharacterized. The transcript has a single exon. NCBI's taxonomy places the organism in Eukaryota, Fungi, Ascomycota, Eurotiomycetes, Eurotiales, Aspergillaceae. The record is from RefSeq and is a predicted model, not a curated record. Bases 1 to 417 code for a protein of 138 amino acids.
AUGUCCUCCUCCCAAUUAGUAGUAACCGCCCCUAACCCCCCACCCACCAACACCCCCACCCCCUUCCAACACUACAUCCCACGUCUAGCCAUCCUCUUCCUGGCCGUCAACAUCUCCGCCUGGAUAUGGACACACCGACAGAUAGGAACACCAUCGCCAUCGCCAUCACCAGCGCUAUCAACAUUUGGAUCAACUACCGAUCCUAUCUACGGCGGAUAUAACCCUGCGACCUACGACAUGGGGGGCUGUUCAUAUCGGAGACAGCGUUUGUCCGGUCGAUAUGGGUAUGAGCGGCGCCAUGGCUUCUUAUCCAUCGUCUUCCUGUGGGUGGUGAUGUGGUUCUGGUGGGUCUGGUGGAGGAAGUUGAUGCUGAGGGUUGUUGCGCUUCGGAUAUUGCGGGAGAGGGGGGUUAUUUGA